This is a messenger RNA of Cordyceps militaris CM01, 1275 nucleotides long. RefSeq lists its product as uncharacterized. The record is from RefSeq and is a predicted model, not a curated record. The transcript has a single exon. The coding region runs from base 1 to 1275 and encodes 424 amino acids. Lineage: Eukaryota; Fungi; Ascomycota; Sordariomycetes; Hypocreales; Cordycipitaceae.
AUGUUUGGUAAUGGUAGGGUGGAGGAUGUGGGCUCUGACGACGAUGAGAGCGAUGGCCAUGGAGUGGGUUUGCCUGCGCGCCGCCAAACCCGCUUCAUCAGCGAUUCUUUGCAAUUUACUGGCACCGACCUGGGCGAUCGCUCCGAUGGUGUCGUCCGCCGCGGGAAACGUUACCAGAACUCGGGCGACGAGUCCGACUCCCAGGCAACAUCCGACAAUGGUGAAAGCGAAGAUGAAGAUGAGACCGAGGGCAGCCAGAGCGGGAAUUCCCAGCUGUCCCUGAGCGCCAGGGAAGAUGCGCUUGUUCAGUCGGCCCUCAAACGAAUCAGCCGCGCGCAAGCCCAGGGCCGAACGGAUGUCAAUCUGAACAAGAACGAGCUGGCUGCGCUCGAGCGCCGACGCAAGCGCAUGCAAGAGGAGGCUGAACGGGCUGAGCGGGAGCGCGCUGCACGCGCGUCCGGAUCCAGUGGAAGCGAUCGAAAAAAGAAGCACAAGGAGCAGCGAGUUGCUGUGCCGCUAUCCCAAUUUGUGCCAGUGUCAAAAAAGGAGCGCAGUGGCAGCAGUCACCCGCCACGCAAGGACUCGCUGCCCUCGCGCUCUAUCGUGGGAGACUCUCCGGACCAGCAAGUGUACCCUCCGAUGGGAUAUUUUCCGCCGCCUUCGCAGUCGCGCUCUCGCAGCUCAUCGCAUUUGCAACGCCCUGGUAGCCGUGCUCGCGACACCAACAACAACUCGCCCCCGGUCGCCUAUUAUCAGUAUGCUUCCGGGUCUAGUCAUAGACAUGCUUCCGACUCUAUGACGCGCUCUCACACCCGCGGCCUGCCUCGUGAGGAUGCCUGGAACCCGGACUCGUCCCUGGACCCGUUUCAGUACCAGACCGAUGGAGCGCGUGCCGCUUACCCUGCUUCAUCCAGGGGCAGCCGCUCCGAGGCGGGCUACAGACAAUCGUCACACGGUCACGGCACCUCGUCGCCUGCCACUAGAAGUCACCACGGCUCUGCGCGCCCCAGCCUUAGCAGGGUGUCUGAUAGUAGCGAGACGAGCGGGGAGGACACGGCCAGCGACGAGCUUGGCAACGGAGCACAAAUCAGGGAGCAACAGCAGCAGCAGCAGCAACAGCAACAGCAGAAACAGCCUGUACGGGGGAGGAGAAGUAGAGACAUCGUCGUCGAGGUAGAACCAGAACCACCAUUACCACCACCACCAGCAAAGAAGAAGUCUUCGUCACCAACGAAACGAAAGCCCGCGCCGAACGGGAAGAAGAAGAAGAGGUAG